This is a messenger RNA of Bombyx mori (domestic silkworm), 1761 nucleotides long. RefSeq lists its product as uncharacterized. The transcript is spliced from 2 exons. Bases 207 to 1592 code for a protein of 461 amino acids. Gene Ontology annotation, molecular function: protein binding. Lineage: Eukaryota; Metazoa; Arthropoda; Insecta; Lepidoptera; Bombycidae. The record is from RefSeq and is a predicted model, not a curated record.
AAAUCAGAGUAGUUGACGCCAUAGAUAAUAACACUUGUUGACGCCCGUCAAAGAAUAAAGAAAUUACGUAUGACACAGUAAUUUAUUAACAUUAAAGAAUAUAAACAUUACGAACACGUGCAUCCUUUACAUAUUGUUUGGAGUAUAAUACCAUUUACCGGCUCCAUUGAUGUAAAAUAUUAUUAUUGGUAUAUUAUUUGGUAGCCAUGGAGCAUCGUCAAAGCCUGGAAGUGCCUUAUCCGACAGAUGUAGUGUCCUUCCUGCCCUACGUGUGUGAACAACUACAGACACCGUUCAGGAUUCGCGUGCGAACGGCAGUACAAGAGUACAUAAGUAAAACUGAAGAAAAAUCUAAAAAGAUUAGAUCAAAAACAACGUUGGUUCAACGAACAUCGCGCACCCAACAGUCGCAAGACGUGGACACCGCCUCCGACAGCGCCGCAGCCCGGAACACGUUCUACGAAACAGGUGAAAUCGUUAUUACUGCUCUGUAUGACGUUUCAGAUCGACUCGUAGAACUUAAAUUUAACCGAUGCAGGGAAAUACCGCGUCUACUAAUGAAAAUCAUCGGCCUCUGCGUUCCCUAUCAACCUUACUUGAGCAAAAUUACGAUACGAUGGUCGCCCAUGAGUGGAGUUGCUUUGUACGAAGUUGCGAAAUUUUUACCACAGUCUCAAGUCACUGAAAUAAUACUGGACGAUACCUCAGUCCCAGAGAACCACUGGAUGCUUUUAGAACAUCCUCAUCUGAAACAUUUGUCUCUUGAUCGGUGUAAAAUUUCUGACACUGAUUGUAUCGUGAUUGCCAACAAACUGGUCUAUCCUCUGGUCGCCUCUAAGAUCUUGUCGAUAUUGUCUAUCGCGUCAAAUGACAUCACAGACGUGGGGGCCAAUGCGCUGGGUGAAGCUUUGAGAAGUAAUCGCACAUUACAACACCUCAACCUUGCCGGUAACGAGAUCACUGACAUCGGUGCUUCGAACAUUCUGUGCAGCCUCUCAGAAUUCUAUUUAACGACAAAUGAACUAAAAACUAAACGGCAACGGCUUCUAGAAUACUUGAAGCUUAAAAAAGAAGUUUACGAUAAGUGUCUUCUAGAAUUAACAGCAUCGUCAAAAGAAAAGUCGCAUGACGAAUUCAGCAGACCUAGUAAAAAAAAGACCACGAGUGCUCAAUCAAAGAAAAGUGUAAUGUCGGUUAGAGGCGAACCUAGUUCAGCGGAUACUAUAUCCAUGAGGGCUGAUAUGAUGACCACCGAACUUAUAGGCUCAUACAGUGAUCCUUACAGUAGCGAGGAGACCAAGGCUCGCGGUGAGUUCGUGUCCUGUGUCGGUAAUAUGUCACUGUGCUCAUUGAAUCUUUCGUUCAAUAAUUUGGGAUUCGCGACCGUGAAGAAUCUACUUAACGUUUUACAGUAUCAGGAGACGCUAUGUCAGAAAACUGGACCAGGUCUAAUGAGAGUGCUGAUUGAGGGAAACAAUAUCCCCGUGGAAUGUGCCGAAUACUUGCUGAUGGACGAGUUGUUAGAGAGAGCCGUGAGUAAGGCGGUAAAACCGGUGCGGAAAAUCGAACGAGGAAAGCCGAAAAUAAAAUGAUGCAUAAAUAUCUACACCCUAAUAAUUUCUAUGGAGUUUUCUGUGUUAGUUAUACUGAAAUAAAUUUUAGAUAGAUUAAAAUGUUUUGGAGGUGUGUUAUUUUAUGUUUAUAACAUUGAAACUAUUGUAUGACAAUUUCAUAGUAAAACAAUUUCAUAGUAAACAAGAA